UGGGCCUCUCCCCAGGGAAGCAAUUAUAUUCAAUCAGUCUUUGUGAUAUGCUCCGCUUCAUCGUACUCCCGCAGUAUCGUACGCGUACUCCGUCCGACAAGCGUGUGUUUCCCUAACCUAGUGCACAAUUUCGAAUUAAGUACGAACUGCAAAAACAAAAUGCUCAGAAUCACAUAUUCUGUGGCGCUUCUAGGGUUAUUUAUGCUCUUGAAUCCGAUCACCUCGUCUCUGGCCAGAGGAAGUCGACAACUAGUAAUCGAUGCAAAUAUUGGAUUAGAGCAGUCACAUGAUCGAUCAUUUACAAUCGAUUGGGAAGGUAAUACAUUCCUGAAGGAUGGAAAACCAUUCCGCUUUAUUGCCGGUUCAUUCCACUACUUCCGGUCACAUCCGGGUUCGUGGCAACGAAAGCUUCGUGCUAUGCGAGCAGCUGGACUUAAUGCUGUAACAACAUACGUUGAGUGGUCGUUACAUAAUCCCAAGGAAGGCCAAUACGUAUGGGAUGGCAUAGCAGAUCUUGAAAAAUUCAUAAAAUAUGCCAUCACUGAAGAUCUCCUAGUAAUUCUCAGGCCUGGUCCGUAUAUAUGUGCAGAACGUGAUAUGGGUGGUUUUCCAUAUUGGCUGCUGACCAAGUAUCCUGGAAUUCAACUAAGAACCGCAGACAUAAAUUAUUUGUUUGAGGUUCGAUUGUGGUAUGAUCAGCUGAUGGCUCGUAUGGGUCCUUAUCUCUAUGGAAAUGGUGGACCAAUUAUAAUGGUGCAAGUGGAAAACGAAUAUGGAUCGUUUUACGCUUGCGAUAAAAAGUACCGCGAGUGGAUUCGAGAUGAGACACAUGCUCAUGUCAAAGAUAAAGCAGUUCUCUUUACAAAUGAUGGUCCAAGUUUGCUUGGAUGUGGUCGUAUCCCGAAUGUUCUGGCAACAUUGGAUUUCGGUUCCACCGACAACACAACCGAGUAUUGGAACUAUUUGAAAAAAGUCCAGCCGAAAGGACCUUUAGUAAAUGCAGAAUUUUAUCCCGGAUGGCUGACCCAUUGGCAAGAGAAAAUGUCAAGAGUUGCUACAAAAUCUAUAACCCAAACCUUUAUAGACAUGUUAGAUGAAGGUGCAAAUGUGAACUUUUACAUGUUCUACGGUGGAACCAACUUCGGAUUCACAGCCGGAGCAAAUGAUGGUGGACCAGGAAGCUACCAGCCCGAUACAACAUCAUAUGACUACGACGCGCCCUUGGAUGAGUCAGGCGACCCAACAGAGAAAUACUAUAAAUUGCGUGAGAUCAUAGGUCGUUAUCUUCCGCUGCCCGACAUUCCAGUUCCAGUGCCAUUGCCAAAGAAGCAUUAUGGUACUAUUCGACUGACAAGCUGUUGCCAGAUUCUAUCCCACGAUGGUCGACGUAUUUUGUCUGCAGGUACAGUUACGUCAGUUAAGCCCCUAACUUUCGAGGCUUUGAAUCAAUAUUCUGGACUUGUAUUGUACGAAAGCCACUUGCCUACUGCUGCCAGAGACCCAGUUGUACUAAGGGUAGAUGGCAUUCGCGAUCGUGGCUAUGUCUAUGUAGAUAGAAACUUUAUCGGAGUUUUAUCGAGAGAAAGCCAAGUCUUCACAUUGCCCAUCAACGCUGGUCUAGGAAACAAGCUCCAAAUAUUGGUUGAAAAUCAAGGUAGAAUAAACUAUAAUAUUCCGAACGAUUUUAAGGGCAUCUUAAGUGAUGUCUUGGUGGACAGAACCAUCGUUAAAAAUUGGAACAUCACCAAAUAUCCACUAGAAUCGUACAAUGAUAUUGUGCGGCUGAUUGAAACCGAAGGAAUGCCAAAAACUCGUGGUUUCCGGGUACAUAAUAACAGAUCAAUGCUCAGAGCCGGACCUGCCAUAUUCUAUGGUGAAUUGGAAAUCGAGGAUGAGGAGGUAUUCGAUACUUAUAUAGAUACCCGGGGUUGGAGUAAGGGUCUUGUGUUCGUGAACGGAGAGAAUUUAGGAAGAUAUUGGCCCACAGUUGGACCGCAAAUAACUUUGUAUGUACCAAAGGAAAUACUCAAGACUGGAACCAAUCAUAUUGUUAUGAUUGAGUAUCUCAAUGCUCCGGAAUCAGGCGAAGUGACUUUUACUGAUGUUCCUAAUUUAGAUGGUUGAUUUUAUUUUUGCUUCUAUUGAAGCGUAUAGUAAUGAUUUUAAUUUAAUAAUAAAUAUAGAAUAAAUAGUAAA
Eupeodes corollae is the source of this 2196-nucleotide messenger RNA. Its product is annotated as beta-galactosidase. The transcript is spliced from 7 exons. Gene Ontology annotation, biological process: carbohydrate metabolic process. The record is from RefSeq and is a predicted model, not a curated record. Gene Ontology annotation, molecular function: beta-galactosidase activity. NCBI's taxonomy places the organism in Eukaryota, Metazoa, Arthropoda, Insecta, Diptera, Syrphidae. Gene Ontology annotation, cellular component: vacuole. The coding region runs from base 160 to 2124 and encodes 654 amino acids.